Molecule: messenger RNA, 1813 nt
Organism: Aspergillus candidus
Lineage: Eukaryota; Fungi; Ascomycota; Eurotiomycetes; Eurotiales; Aspergillaceae
Exons: 1
Coding region: 212-1585 (457 amino acids)
Biological process (GO): pyrimidine nucleobase biosynthetic process; UMP biosynthetic process
Molecular function (GO): orotidine-5'-phosphate decarboxylase activity; orotate phosphoribosyltransferase activity
Source: RefSeq, a predicted model, not a curated record
CAGUCGACCCAGUUGACCCAAUAAUCCUUUUCCCCGACGCCAGUGAUCGUUGUUGUUAUUGUUGUUGUUGUUUUAUUAUUUGGGGCUAUCAUAGGGGCCAACCUUGUUGGGACAAGCUUCUCUCAUCGCCCGUAAAGAGGGACAGCUCCUCGUCUUCUUUCUCUCUUUCUCCUCUCAUCAAUCUCCUCUCCCACCACAGAAUCAUUCCAAGAUGGAUUCGCCUACCCUUGAGUCGUCGGUUUUUCCCGAAAAUCGUCUGAUCGCCUACCUCAACCACUUGGCGGAGAAUAAACCAGGGUUACCGUACGGCUUGCCCGUCUCCGUAUCUCCCUCCCACACCAUCACCACCACCGACGAUCUAGUUCACCUCACCUCUCUGAUCGGUCCGCACAUCGCCGUUCUGCAACUCAAUGCCGAUAUCAUCGAUGACUGGUCGGAUGAGACCGUCCGCCAGUUGACCGCGCUCGCCAAGCGGCAUUCGUUCUUGAUCUGGGAAGCCGGUCGCGUGCUCAAUUCCACCGUCGACGUCGUCGGCCGGCAGAAAUCCGACACGCGCGAGGUCCGGAAUGAACUGAUCGAUAUGAUUCGGAAAAGAUACACCAAGGGUGUCGUCAAAGCAGCGUCCUGGGCCAGUCUCGCAACGGCGUGGGCAUCGGGCGUCGCGGUGGAUAAUCAAGAAGCGGACAUCCUAAUUCCCACCCUGAAGGCCGCCGCCCGAGAGGCCGUCGCAGACUCGGUGCGGACCAUCCGAACGGAGAUCACAGCCAAUGGCACGAACGAGCGUCCGUCAAGUGUGCACGAAUCGAUACCCAAGAGAGACGACGGCGGCUCGCCCCAACCUUAUCUCACCUCCGACUAUGCCGCGGGUGACAGCGGAUUGGGGCUCCCUCCCCGGAAGGCCUCGACGAUCUCGCUGACCCAGACGAUCUCACAACACACGGAAGACUCGACAGAAUCGCUCCUGGACAUCGACACAACCGAACAGAUCGAGGUCUCCGAAAACGAGCAAGCGACCUCUUCCACCCCCCACGGUAACCUUCCACCCCCGCCUAUCCUCGCCCGUGGUCUUGUCCUUCUCCUACCCGCCGCGUCCGACACCUCCUUCACAAGCGAAUACCGAGAGAGCUGCCUAGCCGCCGCUCGCGCCAACCCCGAUUUCGUGAUCGGCUUCCUCUGCAGCCUACCGUGGCAUCUCGUCUCGAAGACGGAUGACCUAUUCGACCCCGUGACACCCGAGGCCGAACAACCAUUGAGCCCGUACUCAACAGACGGCGACGCCGAAGAGACACUACCCUCCUUCGCCCUGUUUUCUUUCGUUUCCCACCGGAUGAACUCCCUAAACGGCAAGCAAAUCGACGACUACUACGCGGACGACGACGACGACAACAAGAACCAGGUCACUAGCGUAACAGUGGAUUCUCCAUCCGACCCUGCAAGCCCCCUAGCCGUCAAGCUCCACUCGAUUCUCGCGCAAGCCCUCAAAUUCCGCGACGCGCCCCAACGGGACUCCAACACCGCCCAGACGAGGCGAGCAUCGGGAAGUCGGCCCAGGAUUAUGCAUAUCCCUGUGGUUUCUCUACCGUGAAGUGGAAUCCCUUUUUCUUUUCUUUUCUCUUUUCUUUUGAUUGGUGUCAUCUCAUUCAAAGUCUCGGGGUUCCUUUUAUGGAGAAAUCAAAAUCAGCUGUCGUCGGCCGUGCCGAGAGUCUGGAGUUUUAGUGGUUGUCUGGGAAUAUUGAUGUUUGAAUUACCUACCUACCUACCUACCUAACUACCUACAUACCUAUGUCUAAGAAUAUAAUCUACUAGGCGACUA